Messenger RNA from Hydra vulgaris (swiftwater hydra), 795 nucleotides. The record is from RefSeq and is a predicted model, not a curated record. NCBI's taxonomy places the organism in Eukaryota, Metazoa, Cnidaria, Hydrozoa, Anthoathecata, Hydridae.
AUGAUUCAUGGCCCAUGUGGCAUACUGAAUCCAAAUUCUACCUGCAUGAAAGAUGGGGUGUGCAGCAAAAAUUAUCCUAAAGAAUUUAAUGCCAACACAGUAGUAGUUCAUAAUGGUUAUCCUCGCUAUAGGCGUCGUGAUAAUGGUUUGGUUAUCAAUAUUAAAGGCAACAAUGUAGAUAACCGCUGGGUGGUACCUUACAAUCCAUGGUUAUCAAAGAAAUAUCAAGCCCACAUUAAUGUUGAAGCUUGCAUGUCUGUUAAGGCUGUUAAAUAUUUGUACAAAUACAUAUACAAGGGUCACGACUGUGCCAAUAUUUUGAUAAAUGAACAAAUUAAUCAUGAUGAAGUAAACACUUUUUUAGACUGUCGUUAUGUUAGUGCACCUGAAGCAUUGUGGCGAAUUUUUGAGUAUCCCAUAAGUCCUAUGUCACACACUAUUAUCCGUCUUAAAGUUCAUCUUCCUGAGAAUCAAUUAGUGUAUUUUAGAGAAGGAGCAGAACAAAUGGCUUUAGAUCGUGCAGCUCAACGUGAUACACACCUUACAGCAUGGUUCAAGUUAAAUUCUGAAAAUGAAAGAGCACAUUGCUAUUCAUAUGUAGACAUUCCUUAUCAUUUUAUAUUUGAUGAUAAGCUUUGCAAAUGGAAGGUUAGACAAAGAGGUGGUAAUAAGGUGAUAGUAAGAAUGUAUAAAGUUAAUCCAAGUGGAGAAUUAUUUUUUCUUAGGCUGUUACUUUUGCAUGCAAAAGGAGCCAAGUCUUUGGUGGAUGUGCGUACUGUUAAUGGUAUUUCGUGA